This is a messenger RNA of Acytostelium subglobosum LB1, 2757 nucleotides long. RefSeq lists its product as hypothetical. The record is from RefSeq and is a predicted model, not a curated record. Gene Ontology annotation, molecular function: phosphatidylinositol-3-phosphate phosphatase activity. The coding region runs from base 1 to 2757 and encodes 918 amino acids. NCBI's taxonomy places the organism in Eukaryota, Evosea, Eumycetozoa, Acytosteliales, Acytosteliaceae. Gene Ontology annotation, biological process: dephosphorylation. The transcript is spliced from 5 exons.
AUGAAUGUCUCUACGACCACUACAACGACCUCGCCAGCAUCUUCUCCACAACAUUUCACACAAGGACAAUCAAUGGUUUACUCUGUCACCAGCAGCAACAACAAUAAUAAUAACGGUGGAAGCAUGAACGGCUCAUGUAUCACUGAUUCCGAAGAUGAUGAAGAUCGCAAUAUGGUCAACAACCCAACACAACAACAACAACAGGUUGGUGUUGGAAGCAAGGAAGAGUCACCAUCACCUGUUGCUGAGUCGUCUGACAUCCAUCAAACAGAACCAAACAAACCACCUUCUCCUUUGAUUGAUCAGACGUCAACUACGACAUCGAAUGGUCAACAUCAACAUCAACAUCAUUCUCCUACACUUGCCAAUGUAGACCUGCUCUCACUCAAGGGUGCACCACUGGCAGCCGAACUCUGUGAGCUAUUCUCAUUCUUCCGACGUCACAAGUUCUCCCUGUCAGUGUCUGGCAAGCGCGAUGAUGAGCUGUCUAAAUUCCAACAACAAGUCAACGGUCUGUUUAUGAAGGACUACCAAAUCUCAUUCAUCAACAACAAGAAUGGAGAGCUGUGUGCCACCUACCCUCCCCAACUCAUUGUUAUCGAGAAAGAACACGACCUUCAAUGCAAGGCAUGCAUUGAAAGAGACAUCAAACCAAUCAAUCACUCUCCAUCUAUUCAAAAGAUACUCAAUCAGUCAAGGUUCGCUCGAGUGCGUACCAGAUUCCCCUUUCCAGUCAUAUACUUUCACAACAAGAACCUGUGUCGUUCAUCAACUCUCUCAAAGAAGAUCGAAUACAUGUUCCAGACUGGUGUCAACUCAAUGAAGAAACAGUUCAUCAACACGAGUAACAAUGACACACCUGUGGAGGAGAUUGACAAUGUUGACACACAAAACAUGGAGAACCUUAGGAACAACGAUAUAUCGGCCAUCAAACACUUGUCUGUCAAGUAUAUCUGCGAUUUGAUGGUAGAGAACAAGAAGAAGAAGUUUGGAUUCUAUGUAUGCUCGUCUGAGAAGGCAGACAUGCAUGAUCGAUACUCCAAGCAGUUCUCUAUCGCUGCCACACCAUACCCUGGCGUGGAGUUCUUUGCCGAGUUCAACCAGAACGGUCACAAUGGAAAGGAUUUGGUGUUUGGCUGGGACUUCACCGAGUAUCCCGCCGAACUCAAGUUCACCUCAUCCAACCCAGUCUCAGUGCCCUGGGAGCAGUACAAGUCAUGGGACAUACUGUACUUGACACAGAACUACUUCAAGCUACUGCUGGAGUACAUUGCUGAUGACAAUGACAGCUCUGGCCUGCUUGUACAUUGUAUCUCUGGAUGGGACCGCACGCCACUCUUCAUUUCACUGAUCAGACUAAGUUUGUGGGCUGAUGGAGAGAUCCACCAAUCUCUGAACGCAUCCGAAAUACUCUAUCUCACCGUGGCCUACGAUUGGUUACUGUUUAGCCAUCAGUUCUCUGAUCGAGCGGGCAGAGGAGAGGACAUCUUUUUCUUUUGCUUUUACUUCCUGGAGUUUAUCUGCUCCAAUGACUUCUCUAUCCAUUCUUUCAUCAGUAGCCACAACAAGAAUAGAGCAAGUGGUGGUGGUCCUAGCACUGUAGGCAUCACCAAUGUAUCAACAACUGUACAUACUCACACUCAACAACAUGAUGGUAAUGGCAAUGGUAAUGGCAAUGGCAUCGACAACAAACAAACAUGUUGUGCAACCAACAACAACAACAUUACACCAACAACAUCUGUAAAUACUCAAUGUAAAACAACAACAACUGACAACGCAGCACCAUCAUUGGUCAAUGGCACUUCACAACCCCAACAACAACAACAUCAAUCUGCCCUCCGCCAGGCACUCAAUGACAUUUCACAGUCGGCACCACCAACACCGAAGAAGGUUGCACCAUCCUCGGUUAUCAAGUUGCCAGCCUUUAUCUCGAAUUACACAUCGGCACCAUCAUCUCCUCUCGGUCACUCACCAAAGACAUCCACUUCGAUACUUGGAGAGCAUCGCAUUUCUCCAAACCUGCCCAGUAGCACAGGGCCAGUCGACGUGCCUCGUCGCGCCUACUCGACGGCACCCCGAGACAACAAUGAGGAUAUAGGUGGCAGCUGGCAACUGAUGGGCUCACUUCAGGAGAAGAUGAAGUCCCUCUCAUCGUUUGGCUCCACGCCCAAGAACCUGCAUCCAUCCAACAACAGCUUCUCAUCCAGCGAGAUGGAUGAGAGUGCCGACGAGACCAACUCCAAGACUGCACCAAGUGACGACGAAGACGAGCCCAAUGCUGCCGAGGAGAUGGAUCAGAGCUGGGACCCAGCCACUGGAUUCAUUGUGGAGAACGCAGAUGUAGAGUCACCUGCCAACUGUAACAAACGUGUCAAGCAAUCAUCAGGACUCACCGAUAACAACAAUCACACUCGUGGCUCAACAGAUGUAAUAGAUACUCCACACAAGAAGAAGCAACAACAAGCUCAACAUAGUCAACACAGUCAUCAUCAUCACCAUCAUCAUCACAACAACAACAACAACAACAACAACAAUAACAACAACAACAACAACAACAAUCAUAGUAAUAGUAGCACAUCAACAACACCACAUAGUAAUAACAAGGAACAACUUAGUCAACAACAACUGGACGAUCGAAGAAAGGAGAGACUGAUGGAGAUCAAGACACUCUACACGAACAUCUAUCAACAGUGUUGUCUCUCGACCAACGAAGGCUACUGGAAAACAGUGAUGUCCUAUCUGCCCAAGUUUGGAUAA